AUGGGCUGCACCAGCAGCGCACCUAUAUCAGAUAUCCAAUCUCAUACAACAGAAAAUGGGAAUGCAGAAGUAAAUGACAAGAAAGACGAAAAAAAUGAAAAUUCCAAACAAGAGGAUUUAAAAAAAGAAGAGGAUGCGGAAAUAGUAGAAAAUUUAGAAAGUAAAGUAAUAAAAAUGCUUCCGACAUGUGAUAAUUUAGAACAAAAUUUACAAUUAGAUAGAAGUUCAAAUUCAGCACCAGAUAUCUUCACCACUGAAGACAAGGAAGUGAUGACUGAUUUAAAUAACGUGGAAAAUGAUGAACCUACGGCAAUUGAAGAAACGAUACCCACUAUUGACAAUGAGAAACCGCCGCCAAAAUGUUCAACAUUUCAAGAAGUGGUUGAACAAGUUGUUUUAGACAGUAUUUUAGAAGAUAUAGCUAAAAUGCCCGGUCUUAAAGAAAACGAGGAUGACCACGUUGAUGAUGAUCAAAAUGUUGAACAAAAUGAAAUGGUUAAGGAAAUUUCAGAUGAGAUACACCAUGCAAUAAACGAAGAUAAGGAAGAAUAUAAGGAAGUUGAAGAAGAUCCCGAAGAAGCAGCCAGUCCAAGUCAAUCGGAAUGCAGUCGAGCGACCCGAUGGGAAGCCCUGGCGGACAUCGCGGCAGAGCUGCCACCGUCACUAGCUGUUGACCCACUGACGGGACAGAUAUUCUCGCUCACUAAAUAA
Messenger RNA from Danaus chrysippus (African queen), 711 nucleotides. Lineage: Eukaryota; Metazoa; Arthropoda; Insecta; Lepidoptera; Nymphalidae. The record is from the annotation of a GenBank genome assembly.